AUGGACAAAGUGGGUUAUAAUGGCAUAGCAAACCUAAAGCAUCAUCACUCUCAGUAUAAGGAGCAUAUUAUGAAUUUAUUGAAUGAUGGGAAAUCAAGUAUUAAAUCCAUAAUCAAUGUGAUUGAUGAAAGAGUCAGGAAUUUUGACCAGAGUACUGUACCAUAUUUGAUCCCCCAAAGAGAUGGACAGUUAGAAGAUCAUGAAUGUCGAGAUGUUGCUGCAUUAUUGCUCUUAUCACAACAGAAGAAAAGACAUUUAUUGGAUAGAAAUAUGAAUGCAGCCCUUCAACAGAAGAUUGAAGAACUUCAGAGAAAUUUGAUGCAGUUCUUGUCUAGGAAACUUGAUCAGGAGACUAAAUACGAAAAAGCCAUAGUUAGCAUUGGAGAAAGAAAGCUUAUUACUCAUAAAAGAGAUGAAAGUUUAAAAAACUUACUGAAGAAAACAUAUCUAAGUCGAUGGAUUGGCCCACUUUAUAAGAGCGGCAAUGAAGUUGACAGUAAUCCAAAUAAUGAAGGAAAAUUCCUUAAUAAGAGAACCUCUUGUAUGGAUUUUGCAAGAAUGAAGAUUGAAAUUUCAACGCUUAAGGAAAGCAUGGAAAGCUUGGAGUGUUUAACUUCAUCAAUUCAUAGGCUUCGUCUCUCUCUUUUCAAGACCAAGAAAUCUGUUACCUGUGAAGAUGUAGUUUCUAGUAUCUCCGAAGUUCUCAAUGAAAUUAUCAAUGAAGCAAAAUUUGUAAAGACUGCACUUGGGAGCUCCUUACCCAUCAGUUGGUCAGGGGAAGGAGAUACUGGCUACACGGGAGAUAAUGCUAGCACUGGCACGACACAUCAGGAAUGCACUAAAGGACUAGGAUGA
Molecule: messenger RNA, 855 nt
Organism: Arachis duranensis
Lineage: Eukaryota; Viridiplantae; Streptophyta; Magnoliopsida; Fabales; Fabaceae
Exons: 5
Coding region: 1-855 (284 amino acids)
Source: RefSeq, a predicted model, not a curated record